Molecule: messenger RNA, 1770 nt
Organism: Thalassophryne amazonica
Lineage: Eukaryota; Metazoa; Chordata; Actinopteri; Batrachoidiformes; Batrachoididae
Gene: nfkbil1
Product: nuclear factor of kappa light polypeptide gene enhancer in B-cells inhibitor-like 1
Exons: 4
Coding region: 91-1146 (351 amino acids)
Biological process (GO): canonical NF-kappaB signal transduction
Molecular function (GO): protein binding
Source: RefSeq, a predicted model, not a curated record
CACAAACGUUUCGUCCUGGUUAAAGGCAUUUUCAUCUUUAUGGUUAUAGACGUUUGGCUUCUGUAAGAAUCGUUUAUUUGUCGUGUCGGGAUGGUGUCCAGCAGACAGAAGCGGGUUUGGAGGUUUGUGGCGGAGCGCCGGUUCCGGAGGCUGAAGCGCUACUUGAGGAAGCACCCCGAGCUGGACGUGAACUUCUGCCGUAAGCGGAGGCGCUGGAGCCCGCUGCACCUGGCCUGCAGCCUCGGAGACAGCGAGGCCCUGCUCCUGCUGCUCCGCCGCGGGGCCAACCUCCUCCAGGAGGACGCCAGCGGAGACACCCCGCUGCACAUCGCGGCCAGGAAGGCAAGAAAACUUGGUCCGACCGCAUAUGAGGACCUCUUUGUGCCACUCCAAAGGAGUCAUCCGGAAGCGAUGUCUGCCCUGAACCAAGAUGGAGUCACUCCUGAGGAGCUGCUGUACGGGAGGACAUGCACACGGGCUGAAGGAUGCAGAACUCCGCUGGCAGCACGCUGUGACAGAGAGUGGACAGCGAAGCUGCUUAAUGAGGGUGCCGAUGAAUUCUGUGAAGCCUUUGGAGCAUAUGAUGGUGUUGAUGAAGAGAUCAAUCCCUUUGGGGACUGGGCUGAUCGUGUCAGAGAAGAGUACCUGCAUAAGAAGCACACUGAAGCUCAACGACACGCAGCAUCUUUUACUGAACAGCGAAAACGAGAGCGAGAAGAGGCUGAGCGAAGCCGUAAGGAACUACAUGUCAGGCUGCAGAAGGAACAUGAGGAGUACCUGAAACGUGCUGCGCGCAAACAGGAAGAGACUCUGCGAAGCAAGAAGCGAAGCUACAGUGAGCGGUGUGCAGCUACUUUUAGUGGUUCAUCAUCAGUCAGAGCUAACCUGACCUAUGAUGACAUCCCCUGGCCGGCCCCACACGGAUCAAUUCAGAAAAUGAUGGCUGUCAUCCUUCAUGGGGUUGACCAAAACGAUGUGCCAUCUUUUCGUAAAAUGCUCCGGAAGCAGCAGGCACUGUGGCACCCAGAUAAGUUUUCUCAGCGCUGCGAGGCUCAGUUGGAGGAGAAGGACAAGCAGCUCAUCCUGGACACAGUCAAAGCUUUGUCACAGGAACUUAACAGCCUUGCUCAGAGUCUGAAGACAUGAGGGUUAGAGGGGAAGCAGAAUGUAGAAAACUUUACCACUGGCUGUGACAGUGGCAUGCUGUGAUGAUACAUGUUAACAAAAGUUUAAAAAUUCUCACUUUUUACAUCAGCCACAGUUGCAAGUGAAAAAUUGUUUCAUUGUGAGAUGGACAAUGAGAGUUAAAUUUAUUCCCCACAUUCUUUCAGAUAAUCAGAAAUAGCGUCUUUGAUGUUCCACAUGGAUCUUAAAAGAGAAGUUCAUGUUUUUUUUUAACCUAGACCCUGUUUUGGAUUUUGGGCGUAUCUUUUCACUCAGGACAAAAAUGUAUGGAGAAUGCAAAUACCAGAAGCAAGCAGAAGGUAACCGGUUAACUAAUGUUAUUGUACGGAGCAUUAAGAACUCAGAGUAAACCGCUUCUUGUCACCACUGAACAGGUGAAAACGUCAUUUGAAGUGUGUGGUUGUACAGACUGACAUUAUGGAUUAUACAGCUGGCUGCUUACCUUAGCCUAGCCUUCCUCUCUUGUUGUUCUACACUGAAUCAGUUGCAGAGGGUCAUGCAGAAUGAGCCCCUCCUCCACAAUCAACUUGUAGUCACUCCAUGACCCUUGCUCUUGUAAUAAAACAUUGUUCACAGUGCUACAAU